UGAGAGUGGCUGGUAUACACGGGUGAGGACCUGCCCUCAUGAAGCUUACCAUAUAAAGGGGGAGACAAACGUUAAAUAAAUGGACAAACACAUAUUUGUUGAAUUAUAACUGUGAUUUUCAUUAAGAAGGAAAAAUAGAGGGCAACACUAAUGGAUAACAUUUACAUAGCACUCAUCAAUUGCCGGGCAAUGUCCUAGGCACUUUACAUAUAUUAACUCUUUUCAUCUUUAUCUCAAUCCUAAGCAGUAUAAACACUUUACAGAUGAAAAAACUGAGGUACAGGAGGGGCAAGUAACUUUCCCAAGGCCGACAGCUAUUAUUACAAGAAUAUUUAACAAAGGGACCUAAUCUAGUUUAGCAUUAUCAGGGAAGACUCUCCUGGGAAGUGACAUCCAGUAGAGAUCAGGAGGGUGAAUCUGAGUUGGCCAGGCGAAGAGGCUACCGUGGAAGUGUUCUGGGCAGGGGAAGGUCUGGAGGAGGCAUGGGGCUGGCUAACUUGAAGAACUGACGGGAAAGUAGUGAAGCUGGUAAGGCAGGCAGUGGCCAUGUUAAGAAAUUUGGAUUUUAUCCUAAAAACAAUGUACACUUUAAGUAGGGGAGAGAAAGGAUCAGAUGGGAGCUUUUAAAAGCUCUCUCUGGGGCUUCCCUGGUGGCGCAGUGGUUAAGAAUCCGCCUGCCAAUGCAAGGGACACGGGUUCGAGCCCUGGUCUGGGAAGAUCCCACAUGCUGCGGAGCAACUAAGCCCGGGUGCCACAAGUACAGAGCCUGCGCUCUAGAGCCCACGAGCCAUAACUACUGAACCCGCGUGCCACAACUACUGAAGCCCACGUGCCUAGAGCCCGUGCUCUGCAAUGAGAAGCCACUGCCUACGCACCUCAAUGAAGAGUAGCCCCUGCUCGCCGCAACUAGAGAAAGCCCGCAUGCAGCAACGAAGACCCAGCACAGCCAAAAAUAAAUAAAUUAAAUAAAUAAAUUUUUUUUUUUAAAAAAAAAAAGCUCCCUCUGGCAGCCAUGGGGGAGAAUGGCUUGCGGGCCUGCAGGAUACAUAACCUGUAUGCAGUUAGGAGAGAGGAUGGCUGCAAGGAGCGUUGGCAGCGCAGGUGGAGAAAAACUAUGAGAUUUUCUACAUUUAGGAGAGAGAAGCCGCAGGAUUUGGAAAUUGGUUAUGGCACCCGGGGAGAGAUUGCAGUGUUACACGGGGCACUCCAGCUUUCUGCUUUGGGCAUACCAGUGGAUGGUGGUGCAUUGAGCAAGAUGGGGAAGACUGGAGUUCAGGUUGAGAUGAGGAUAAGGACUGCGGUCCUGGCCAUUGUGUGGUCCCGGUCCUGUGAGUCAUCUAAGUGGAGAGUCGUGUUGGCCACUGGAUGAGGGCUCAGAGGGCAGGGCAGGGUGGAGAUGUACAUAUGGCAGUUGAGGGCACAAAGAAGAGGCUUGCGUGCACGGACCUGCCCAUGUACAAAGAGCAGAAAAGGCAGCCCAGCCCCAAGGAGCCCUCACGUUCAAAGGUCCUGUCUGCCCCCAAAUGUUGCUGAUUAGAGCGUCUCUUGACUAUUUCUCAGCAUCCACUACCUGAAAGUGGUUCAGAAGUAGCUCUCCCCCAACACCCGCUUCCCGCAGACACCCGCUGCUGGCUCCCAGACCGAGGCUCCCACGGGGAAAGCAGGAGGCCAAGCACAGACACCUGAGACCUAGUCAGACGCAGGGCUCACCACCACUGACCCCGCGCCUCCCUGUCCCGCAGUGCUUCUGGAAGAGUCCAGCGUUCCCUCUUCCGCACCGGCUUGGUCUAACCCGCUCGAUAGCCUUUUAGGGCCCCAUUGCUCUUUGAAGCGUUCGCACCUCCUUUUAACCUGAUUCAGCCAUGUAGAAAUGUUGGGAGGUGAGGCGUAAAAGGGGGCCAUCCUGUCCACAGGGUAACAGGUCGCUUUCAGAAAUGAUUUCAAAAAUCCCCGGUGCCAGGAAGUGGAGAGAACGAGGUUGGGAGAGGCGCGAGCAUUUGACGAGGUACCGCUCGCCGGGAAGCUCCCUUUGCUGGGGGUGGAUCGCAGAGUCGCGGGAUGCUGCCGCGCCCACCCGCCCCGCGUCGCCUCAGCUUCCGGAAACUCCAAGCCCCUCAGUACUCCGGCUCCUCCGAGGUUCCGGAAGAGCGCAGCGGAGCUGGCCGACUGCGCACGGGCUGGUCGCCAGGGCGCAGCGGCGGAGCCGCGGCGAGGCUAGCGCUUUGUUCCGCGGUUGGGUCUCGCGCCCUAGGGCGCGCGCAUCCCGGGGACCUGCGGGUGCGGCUCUGCCCCAGGCCCGCGGCGGAGAAGCAGGCGCGAUCCCGUGCGCCCGGAGCAGUCCCGGGACCCGCCAGGCCAGGCCCCCAGAGAAGACAGCUGCGGCGCUUCGAGAUACAAAGACCAGUGGGAUGUGGAAGCAACUGGGGAGCCGGCAAAGGGAAAGCGAAAGUCGCGGGCCCGGUCAGUGACCGGGUGAAGGCGCCCCGCCGCCCUCCCGACGCCGGCGGUACCCGGGCCUCGCCUUGUGAGCCUUCCUGGCCCAGCCCGGUGCGCCGCAGCCAUGGCCAUUGCUCACCUGGCCACCGAGUACGUCUUCUCAGACUUUUUGCUGAAGGAGCCCUCGGAGCCCAAGUUCAAGGGGCUGCGGCUGGAGCUGGCCGUGGACAAGAUGGUCACGUGCAUCGCCGUGGGGUUGCCGCUGCUGCUCAUCUCGCUGGCCUUCGCACAGGAAAUCUCGAUUGGUACCCAAAUAAGCUGCUUCUCCCCCAGUUCUUUCUCGUGGCGUCAGGCCUCCUUCGUGGACUCUUAUUGUUGGGCAGCCGUCCAGCAGAAGGACUCCUUGCAGGGUGACUCUGGAAACCUUCCACUGUGUCUGCAUAAGUUUUUCCCCUACAUCCUGUUACUGGUGGCGAUUCUGCUGUACCUUCCCUCCCUGUUCUGGCGUUUCGCAGCUGUUCCUCAUCUUUGCUCAGAUUUGAAAUUUAUCAUGGAAGAACUUGACAAAGUUUACAACCGCGCGAUUAGAGCUGCAAAGAGCGUGCGUGACCUUGACUUGAGAGACGGAGCCUGCCCAGCUCGAGAAGUUAAUGAGAACCUGGGGCAAAGUUUGUGGGAGAUAUCGGAAAGCCACUUCAAGUACCCAAUUGUGGAGCAGUACUUAAAGACCAAGAAAAACUCCAAAAAUUUAAUCGUCAAGUACAUCAGCUGUCGGGUUCUGUCACUCAGCAUUAUACUGUUAGCAGGCGUCUACCUGGGCUAUUACUUUAGCCUCUCCUCCCUCUCGGAUGAGUUCAUCUGCAGCAUCAAAUCUGGCAUCCUGAAAAAUGACAGCACCGUCCCCGAUCGGUUCCAGUGCAAACUCAUUGCCGUCGGCAUCUUCCAGUUGCUCAGUUUCAUCAACCUCGUGGUGUAUGUCGUGCUGGCUCCCCUGGUGGUCUACACGCUGUUUGUUCCAUUCCGACAGAAGACGGAUAUUCUCAAAGUGUACGAAAUCCUGCCCACUUUCGAUGUUCUGCAUUUCAAGUCGGAAGGGUACAACGACUUGAGCCUCUACAUUCUUUUCUUGGAGGAGAAUAUUAGUGAACUCAAGUCGUACAAGUGUCUUAAAGUUCUGGAGAAUAUUAAAAGCAGUUGUCAGGGCAUUGACCCCAUGCUUCUUCUGACAAACCUCGGCACGAUCAAGAUGGACGUGGUCGAUGGCAAAAAUCCUAAGUCCGUGGAGAUGAUGGGAGAGGGACAGGAGGACCAGACGGCAGAUCUCAAAGAUUUGAAUGUACACAACGGAACGAAAAUAAAUAAUGGAGAGCGGAAUGCUCGACAGAGACUUCUGGAUACUUCUUGCUGAUGAUUUUUUCCCGUGAACUUCAGAUCAGUGACCUGGGCAACAUGGGAUCCAUUUUGGCCGAAGCACCUCUGGCAGGUACCCAGCUGGUUCGCAGUAGAUGGUUCUCAGCAGAGAUACUGAGUAUGUCUUACUGAGUCCCUGGUGAAAACAAUGGUCAACAAAACGUUGUGGAGAAUGGUUCAUGAACUUCCUACGAGACAACGUGGAGACAAGUAAGCCACAGCAAACGUAGAUGUGUACGUCGUCAUCAGACGGAAAGUGGAAAGACUAAUCCUAGUAAGAGUAACAGACCUUUUAGUGCCUCAGAGAAAAACACCUCUAUGUACAGAUGGUGCAACGAGCCUCAGAGCUGCUGGAAAGCAAGGACUUUGGGAGUUUUUUUUGAUGAAAUAAUAAUAAACAUGUCAGGGUAUAAUUUAAUAUGAAUCUUGUCUGUGCCCUAGUGACUGUUGGAUGAGAAGAAUUUUCACCUGCUGACUGUGGACCCAUAGGUGGAUCUGCUCCUGGCAGUAUCCUACAUUGGAAGAAUUGAUGGAGCCUCGACUCUCAUACACCAGGCUCUGGACCCUGCUAUCUGUCAACCUUGACCAACCGAGAUCCUCUAACCACUAUGUGAUGCCCUCUGCUGCAAAGGGCAGCAGACCCAAGUGCUGCUCUGACUGAGAACUUCGUUAAUAAGAUAGCAUCGAAGGGAUAUUGUGACUUCCAUACAGGAAAGAAUGCUUCUGAAAGAGCCCAGUGGGGAAAGCUGAACAUACAGAACAAGUUAAUCCAAUCACUUUGGAAGAGGUUGUCUGCAGGGAAGUCCUCUGUUGUCAAAAGCAUUUUGAGACAGGAUGUUACUUAAACAAAUUCACAGAACACAGAAGGCUUAAAGUGAGGGACAUUUUGCCUAUUACGAUCAGAACGUAUAAAUGACAUCUGCCACAUGGGUGUGCUUGGAGCCAGAACAACUUCGCAGUUUAUUUAUAUUUAAGAACAUCUUUUAAAAAUUCAUUUAAAUUUAGAAUCGUGUGAUGUCAGAAUUGAGGCCAUUUGGGAAGAACAUUCUAGCAUUGAUGGGGAAUUAUAGAAUAAAUGUUACAAAUGGGUAUAUAGUGUAUCACCCAAGCAUUGUUUCAUAAACAUUUAAGGCUGACCCAGAAUAUCAAAAACCUUUUUCCAAUUCUGAUCAUGUAAAUAGAUCCUAACUAUGUUUACAUUUUAUACAAAAUUCUUAAAAAUGACAUCUGUGGACCUCCCUGUUUUUAUUCUUAGAAAGUUAAUACAUUGCUAGUGAAUAAUCCUCAGGAGCUUCAAAGUUUAUGGAUGGCUCUUAGGGACAGUUGUUUACCUAAUCUAAUUACAUAAGCUGCUCUCCACCUUUCAGAAUAUUCACAAAAGCAGGUUUUAUUUGUGCUUCUGUGAUGGUUUCUGAGAUGGAAAGCUAAUGAUAAAUAUCCAGGAUGCAAUCAGUGUUUUAAAUUAUUCUUACUGCGUAAUAUUUAUAAUAAUAGUGUGACUUAGAAAUGUCAGUAACCUAAAUCAUCAAUUUUGCUGCAUUUUUAUAUCACUAUAUCUGAGAUGUUAUAUCUCAGUUCUCUACACUGGUUUCUUUUUAUAAUUUGAAAAUUUUCUGAAAUAUAUUUUUCUGUGCUAUCCGUUUUUGUUUUUUUUUUUUUUUUUCAAAAAGCCUCAACUUCUUUAUAGACAGCCCCUAAUUUAUAGUUUGAAGUGGUAAAAGUAGACACAUUAUUUUAGGAGACCAGGGACUCUCUAAGCCCUGUCACAUGUAAUUCUUUAACUAGAGCCCUUAACCUCUGUGCAUCCUCCCCAUCCCUACUCUCUGAGUUCCAAUAACAUCUGUGAUGUCCCGGACAUCACGCUAGUGACUGGCUAUAAGGAUGUGAAUAAGGCAGGUCCUCAUCUUUGAGGAGUUGAGAGACUAAUAAAAGGCAGUGAAGACAGAGGCAGGUAUCUAGAGGAAGAGUGACCACACUGAAGUCCCUUCCAGAAAACUGCCAGCAAAUGCUCUGUGUUCUCAGGAAACACCAUAUUGUUUUUCUCUUUCCCAUCAUUUCUGUAGCUGAUGGUUUUGAGAGUCUAGUUACAGUUCUUCCCAGAGGUUCUUUAGCCACGUAUCCCCCAGGCUGAAGCUUAAACAAAACAAUAACACAGAAGGUGAUUUUGAACAGAAAGUGCUCCAAUCACCUUUUGUACCUUACUUGCAGGGUUUGGGGAACCCAAGCCUUGGGGUACAUGGUGCUGUCCAUGAAUAGUCAUGGCACUAAGGGUCUGAUGUGGAUGUCUGGUCACACGUUUUGGCUUGAGAAAAAGUGUUAUUAGGAAAGUUAACUCCUCCAUCCACUGCUGGCUUAGAGAGAGGACUACUUUUGAGGUGGCAGAUUUCCAAGGAUGAGGAGUCAUCAUUGCUUUACAAAAGGGGACAAACUCAGUGACCACCGCCAGUAGUAGCUGACUUUGUUUCUGCCCUGUACCUUCCUAAUAAACCACCACGAGGCCUCUAAACCAGACUUGUAACACCAGCGUUACAGCCGGGGCUGGGACUGAUUGUUCUGACAGCAGUGUCCAGCUCCACAUUUAACUUCACCAAGGGACAGGCAGAGACCCUCUAAUAUGGAGGCUCUAAACUUUGGGGAGGUUACAAACCCCCCUUGUAAGUAUGUUCUUUAAAGCUAUGGACCCUCCCCUCAGAUAUACACACAACACUACAUACACCUUCAAGGGUCAUCGUGGUCCACGCACCCCAGGUUAAGAAGCUGUGCUGUAUAAUGCCUGGGGACCGAGCUGCACGGCAGGGAGGCUCCCGUGGCCCUUGUGAAAAGCUUCUGCUUUCGACAGUAAGUCUCAGCUGUACAUUUACUUAGUGAAACCAUGUUGGCACACUUUUGAAUGAACUGUCAUCCCCUUUGAGUAGCUGACAUUAUUUCCUGGAGUCAGACUGAAAAAGUCAAUUAAAAGAACUGGUGGGGUGGGGGCAGUAGCUUGGAGUGAUCAGUCAGCUGGCAUGGACUGCUAUUGUCUCUCUGGCCACCAGAAGUGAUCUUAUUCCAAACCCAAGUCAUUGUCCCUGUGCAUGUCCCACGGACAUGCCCCUGGAAUUCCAGUGAGGCUGGAAUGUGGGGAGGGAGGGCAUACACCUGACCUGUAAGAUGCUUUGUCCUACUUUGUAGUCAUCCUGGGAGAAUGUGAGAAACGUCCCAUUGUAUGGUGGGUCUGGUUGCAUGUUUGUGUUUCAUGUGUGGAAGCUUCCUUCCUGUUCUGAGUACCCUCUCCUUUCCAAAAAUGAGCUAAGGUGGGAUGGCAGGGCACCGUGGGCACUGGCCCUGUGAGAACUGUUCAGCUCUUUGUUGCACAGCAUUUAAAAUGCGUCCUUGUUGGUUUCUUUUGCUUAUCUCCAGGAUAAAUCGAAGAUCUAGGAGGGUGGGAGUUUUUACCCAUUGCUAUAUCACAAGCUCCUGAAAAACAAUGGCUGGCGUGUAGUAGGCAUUCUGUAAAUACUUGAAUAAAUGAACACACCGUUAUAAUAAAUCCUAGUUUGUGGGCAACUGUAAUUUGAUUUUAAAAGGCAAAUGGUCCUCUGCAAGGGAGGGGAGGCUCAUUUGGCCUGUCGGUGGAGAGAGGAGUAGUUCUGCAAAUGAAUAGGUUUCUGCAUGUAAGUAGUGAGGAUUUUUAGCUUUUUAUUGUGGAGUAAGUUGUGAUCACUUUCCAAGUUCAAUACAAGUUCAGUGUUGCCUCGCAAUGAUUAGGGCAAUUGAAAUUAUAAAGGUCCUUGUCUGGGUAAUUUCCCAAAAUAACCUCUUGAAAAGGGAUGUUGAAAUGUGCAAUUGUGAGUAAUUGAGGUUUCAUCGAUGGCACUGGGAUGAAAUGGCUCCUUCUGGGCAGUCAUUGGCAUUUUCACCCUAUUUUUCACAAGUAAAGUGAAACCUUCGAGAAAGGUUGGCAAAGAUGAUAUUGUGUCGUUUGUGGAAUAUAAUAGAUAUUAAUACGUGAUUGAUUUGUCCUGCCUGCUUUAGGUGAAAUGUAUUGUUUCUGGGUUCUCUGUUUAGCUGUAAAAAUACUUUGUCAGGUAAAGCAUGCGGUUUGAUCAGUCAUUUUUCUUCAAGUUCCUAAAAGUUUCUUAGGCCUUGAGUGCUUCACCCUGCCCCACCAGAAGAGGAAGAAAGAAUUCCACAAUGUCACAAGCAUUUCCUACAAAAACUGAAGGCAUCUGCUUCUCUUUAACAAGUUGGCUCUUUUUAAAGCACCAGAAUGACAAUUUAAUGGUAUUCUAUAAUGUGGCGCUCUAGGCGUAAAUUCUUUCUAAUGAGUGCAUUUCUUCAAAACUUCUAAAGAAAAAUAAGUGUGUUCUUUCUGCUGUGUCAUUUGGUAAGAAUGAUUGGUUUCUAUUCCACAGAGGUUGAAGGAUGGGAACAAAUUACGGUCUUAGAAAAUGACCUUUACAAAAAACCAAGAACCUUGAAAGCUCUGCAUUUGGGUGGUUAUUGCUGUUAUAUUUCAUAUUUCCACACAAGUCACCUGUCCACGUCCUGCAUUCUGACCAUGCUGACUUCUGUGUAAGGAGAGUUGAAAGGCUGAAAAUCAAGGCUGCUGUGUCUGUACAUACAAGUGAAACAGUGUUUUUGUUCCGCACUGUCCUGUCUGCCUAAAUAAAAC
Molecule: messenger RNA, 8500 nt
Organism: Physeter macrocephalus (sperm whale)
Lineage: Eukaryota; Metazoa; Chordata; Mammalia; Artiodactyla; Physeteridae
Gene: PANX1
Product: pannexin 1
Exons: 5
Coding region: 2561-3844 (427 amino acids)
Biological process (GO): monoatomic cation transport; cell-cell signaling; positive regulation of interleukin-1 production
Cellular component (GO): plasma membrane
Molecular function (GO): wide pore channel activity
Source: RefSeq, a predicted model, not a curated record